AUGACCAUUAAUCCCUUAACUGCAGAGGAUUUUGAAGGACUAGAGAAACAUGAGGGAAAGUGGGUGGAGAUCUUUCGGGUCAAAGUUGAACGUGCCUUUCAAGAUAAAAUGGUAGUGGUCUUCGACACAAAAGCCCAUUUUGAUGACCCUAUAAGGGCAGAGAUGGUGUUUUACACUAGGGAUAACAUUGAGAGUGAGAUCAAAUGUGUGGCAACUUACGCUCAUGCAUAUGCCUUCCGAGAUCAGUUUGAAAUUAUGAGGGGUCGUGGACAUGUGAUUGUGGUGCUUAAGAUGUGGAAGAUCUGUAACUGUUUCAAGACCGAGGGUGGAUUCUCAGAUUUCAGGUUCAAUCCGUGUUUAGAGGAGGUUGAGGAGUUUAGACAAUCGGUUAAUAGCAGUGACCCUUAUGUUGGGAGGCACGGGGCUAUAUGA
Messenger RNA from Eruca vesicaria subsp. sativa (arugula), 432 nucleotides. The record is from the annotation of a GenBank genome assembly. NCBI's taxonomy places the organism in Eukaryota, Viridiplantae, Streptophyta, Magnoliopsida, Brassicales, Brassicaceae.